Molecule: messenger RNA, 1875 nt
Organism: Dichotomopilus funicola
Lineage: Eukaryota; Fungi; Ascomycota; Sordariomycetes; Sordariales; Chaetomiaceae
Exons: 4
Coding region: 1-1875 (624 amino acids)
Molecular function (GO): 3'-5'-RNA exonuclease activity; mRNA binding
Source: RefSeq, a predicted model, not a curated record
AUGGCUACUCAACAGAACCCGCCGUUCAAGGUCGACCGAUACGUCGUCGUACACGUUGCUACAACCUGUGAUGAGCACGGCGUCUACGUGACCAAGGACUCGGCCGAGGUCAUCGAGCUCGGCUGGAUUUUGCUAGACGCAAACACACUCGACGAGCUUCACCGAGAGAGCGUGCUUGUCAAGCCCGUCAACACUCCUAUUACGCCCCUUUGUACGAGCCUGACUACCCUAACGUGGGAGCAUGUGCGGAACGCCGGGACGUUUAGGGACGCUAUAAACCGCUUCGAUGCCUUUGCCUCCGAGCACUUGACCUCGCAGAACCUCGACUUUGUCUUCGUCACUCUCGAGGCAUGGGACCUACGUGUGCAGCUCCCCCGUGAGGCACGCGACAAGUCGGUCGUGCUUCCGCCUUACCUACAGCACUCUCGCGCCUUUGAGCUCCGUACCGAAUACCAACGGUGGCAGCAGCACCACCCUGAGUCGCUGCCCUUCGGGCCCUCGUCGUUGGCCAACAUCUGUGCCGCUCUGGAGGUUGAGGCUGUCCAGUCCAGUGCCCCCAUCAAGCACAACCUGCCUUUCCACCUGCAGGCCCUGGCCCCGGCGUCGCCCCGUCGGGCUAUGGAGGAGGCCGUGACGCUUGCUCGUGUGCUCCGCGGACUGAUUCGAAAGUCUCAGCCACCCCAUGAGCAUCCGGAUGUGCUCACCCGACCCAUGGACGCUCGUGCCGAUGUUCGUGCAUUCCUCUCGGAACGGAGCAAGGUCCUUCACAUGUCCGGCCUGCCCCACGACACCACCCAGUCGGAACUUGAGAGCUGGUUCACCCAAUUCGGUGGUCGUCCGAUUGCGUUCUGGACUCUUCGCACUCCGGAACAGCACAAGCCGACCGGCACCGGUUUUGCCGUCUUCUCGUCCCAUGAAGAGGCCGCUGAGAGCCUGUGCAUGAACGGCCGUGCUCUCAACGAGAAGGCCAUCGAGGUCUCCCCAUCGUCGAGCCGGGUUCUGGACCGGGCCUCUGAGAUCCUGACACCCUUCCCACCUAGCAAGAACCGCCCUCGCCCCGGCGACUGGACCUGCCCGUCUUGCGGCUUCUCCAAUUUCCAGCGCCGCACUGCGUGCUUCCGCUGCUCGUUCCCUGCCGUGACUGCCGGCCCUGCGGGCGAGAUGGGUUAUGGGUACGGGUACGCGCCUCCGGCUAUGAUGCCCCCGCCUCCUCACAUGGGCCACCACGGCCACGGCGGCGGUGGUCACGGCCGCAUGGGUGGCUCUGGGGUCGUACCGUUCCGUGCCGGUGACUGGAAGUGCGGAAACGAGGUCUGCGGCUACCAUAACUUCGCUAAGAACGUCUGCUGCCUGCGCUGCGGUGCGAGCCGCGCCGGUGCUGCUGUAGUUGCCGACUCCGGCUACCCAUCUCCCAUGGACGGCCCUUCCUCGUAUGGCAUGGGACAGGGUAACAUGGGUGGUAACCCCGGUGGUCCUGGCGGUCCUGGCGGCCCCUUUGGCUCUGGUGGCGGUAACUUCAACUCUGGCGGCCAGUAUGGCCAGCACUUUGGUGGGCCCCCCAGCACCUAUGCCCUUCCCUCCGGCCUCGGCGGUGGCGCUGCCCCGUACCCUCCGUUGAACACCCACUUCGGUCCUGCUCCGGGUUCUCACUCGGCCGGCCCCUUUGACAGCCGUGCCGCUGAGGCGGCUUUCCAAUCGGCUGGUAACGGCCCUGCGUCUGCCGGCCCGAACAACAACAAUAACAACAACUUUUACUCACAGGGCGAGACCGACCCCUUUGCCUUCCUCUCUUCGGGUAUUGGUUCGCUCUCCGUUAGCAACCAGGAUGCUCGUCAGAACGGUAGUGGCGCUCCCCAGAGCAAAUCGCCCGCGUAA